This is a messenger RNA of Magnusiomyces paraingens, 4215 nucleotides long. RefSeq lists its product as uncharacterized. The transcript is spliced from 2 exons. The coding region runs from base 1 to 4215 and encodes 1404 amino acids. Gene Ontology annotation, molecular function: zinc ion binding; DNA binding; DNA-binding transcription factor activity, RNA polymerase II-specific. NCBI's taxonomy places the organism in Eukaryota, Fungi, Ascomycota, Dipodascomycetes, Dipodascales, Dipodascaceae. Gene Ontology annotation, biological process: aromatic amino acid catabolic process; positive regulation of transcription by RNA polymerase II; DNA-templated transcription. The record is from RefSeq and is a predicted model, not a curated record. Gene Ontology annotation, cellular component: nucleus.
AUGUCGUCUUCGUCUGUCAGAAACACUCAAGAAACAGCCGCUGGAACUGGUUCAAAGCUUUCUUCUCUUGUAACCUCGAUGGACCCUUCAACUCAACACGACCUAUACUCAGCAACACGGUCUUCUAAAGACCUGUCGCCAAAUGCUCGUAAAAGAGCUUAUCCAGACUCGGAUCCCCGAUCAGACACUGGUGGUAGUGCUGCUGCUAAUAACAAUCGAUCAAUGGCCCCUGUAGGAGGUAGACAUUCUCUUUCCUCUCCUUCACUCUCUCCAUCCACAUCUUCACCAUCUAAUACUCCACUGCUCAAUGCAGCUACUGGUCCUCCAGGGUCAGAGCCUUCUGAUGACCCUUUAAAACUUACCCACCAACAGAAAAAGGUCUUUCGUCGUUCUUACAAGGCAUGCAUUAACUGCCGUCAAAAGAAAAUCAAGUGCGAUCUUGGGGACCUUUCCAAUCCAUCAGACCCUCCAUGUGUUCGAUGCCGUCGUGAAGGCCGCAAGUGCGAGUUUAGUGUCUCGCGACGCGGUGGUGCUGGCAAUAUUCGCAUGGGCAAACAGAAGAAAAUGGCGGCGGCUGCUUCUGGGCUUGGAGGGUCAGAAGGAAAUAGCUACAAUUUUGGUGGGGCCCGCUCUUCAAACUCAGUCACAAUCUCACACUUGUCUUAUGAUCCUGAGGCCCUUGAAAACCGUAUUUUGGAGCAGCGUGCUUUAGAAGAAUCCGCAAACGUUGGAGCUACGGGCGUUCCUGAAGCUAUAUCCGAAGGUGCUGGUGUCAUUACUGAAACUGAGCUGCACAACCCAAGUGAUGCAUUAGGAAUUUUGGCUCAAGCGGCACGCAGCCAAACUAAAAUUGAUAGCCGCGGAUCCAACUCUCGCGUGGAUUCGCCCGGAAGCAACAGUAGUAGCAGCAAUAACAACAACAACGGAAAUGAUAACGGAACUCAUAAUUGUAACGAAAACCAGCAAGAACAGAGCCCCAGCAGUAAUAAUAGUAGUAGUAGUAGCAGCAAAAAUAACAUUUCCGGGACUUUGUUGCCGACGCUUUCCGGUACCAAAACAACAACAACAAUGGCAACGGCAACGGGAACGGCUACGUCAGCGUCAACGUCAACGGGGACAGCAGCAACAACAACAGUUCAAGCCAACCAGCCUUUACACCUAAAGUUUCAUAUGGAUCCAACGUUAUCUCCACAAGUGACGGCUCAAAAUCAUCAGAGUACACAGCCAACCUCUACAAAGUCUGGCACACAUACCGAUCCUCCAUCGCCAUUCACCCAAUACCCAGCAAAUUCUUCUUCGCGGCCGGAGUCUAGUUCUUCUGCCCGCCAACAACAGUUUCCGUCACUACCAAAUCUUUUACAUAACUCACAGCGUCAAAACAACCAACAACAGCCGCAACGAUCAUCGCAACAACAUAAUAAUCAAGAUAGACAUUCUUCGAACCAUGGUACCACACGCUUUAAAGCUCUUCCAGACUCAGAAAACCGAAUCCAAUUUCAUCACUCAAUCAACGAUGCUGCUGUGGUUCGCGAAAAUUACUUGACCAGCCAUGAAGCCAUUCUUUUUAUUCGCUUUUUCUUUGACAAAUUACACCCCUUUUACCCAUUUAUUCCUGAUGAGAUGCACUCGACAGAGGUACUAGCUACCAUGCCCAUCUUGCUAACUGUUAUUCUCACCAUUUCAUCGCGUUAUUGCAAAUCUGCCGAACAGGGAACCAAAUAUAGCAUUUCUUCUUCACGUGGGUCUCAAAUCCACCACAGUUUGUGGAACUACUGCCAAACUCUGGUGUCAAAAACUGUGUGGGGUGAAGCCUCCACCAGAUCUAUUGGUACUGUCUACAGUUUUCUUCUUUUAUCCGAAUGGAACCCCCGUGCUAUCCACUGGAGGUUCAACGACUAUGCAAACUCUCCUUUAGGUGAUUCAAAUGAUUCUCCACAGUCGUCGGUUGACACCAGUAGGCCAAAGAAUAAGGGACGAAACAAAUCAGCACAGUCUUCCCAAGAAACCCCAGAAGAAGAAAUUGAUGGCAGCGCUGAUGAUAAUAACGAUGCUACUGAACCACCAAAACCUGUUCUUCCACCGGGAGAUACUGUGUUUAGCGCUUCAGAACGUAGUGACCGUAUGUCGUGGUUGCUUAUAGGAUCUGGCAUUCGACUAGCUCAAGAUCUUGGAAUUUUUGAUACUAAUAGUAAAGUGUAUCUUGCAACACACUUGUCCGAAAUCGUCCUCGCUCUGCGGCUUGGUCGACGCUCCAUGAUUUCAUCUUGGCUCAAUGAAGAAUCUCCAGAACUUAUAUUUAAUAGCUACGAACAAGCAAAACUGUCGAUUUUGCGUAUAAUGUCACUUGCACACGAGACCCUGUAUGUCUCUCGCAAAACUACACGCAAUUUGCUUAAAGGUCACAAGUUUCUUGCCUUUUUGAAUCUUUUUGCGCCGCAUCUAAUCCACUGGGAAAACACAUACAUGAACCUGCUAAAUGAGCUCGAAGGAGAGUCUAAUCUUGAGCGUGAGUCCAUUUUGUUUGACUAUCAUUACACUCGUCUGUACAUUUACUCACUUGCUCUUUCCAACGAAACAAUCACCUACCCGGGCCAAAACGAUGGAGGCACGUUCCCCUCUGACUCGGAAGGCGGGAUGUCUAACCCGCUUCUUUUAAGCGACGGAUUGUCGGCCACAAAGUAUGUCGGCAUGGCUACAGACGCUGCUCGCGAAAUGUUGGCUGUUGCUUAUCGUGUCCAUCAAAUGGACCAACUAUGCCUAGCUCCUAUUCGUUGGAUUGUACGCUUAGUUCACGCGGCCGUGUUUCUUGUCAAGACUGUGUUACUGACGCCCACAGGGUCCAUGUACAUUCACAAGUCAACGGUUGCCAUGAUUCGGCGCACUGCAAACAUGCUCAAGGACAGCUCUCCCGAUGAAUUACACUUGGCAAAUAGAUAUGCUUCAAUUCUACUCCAUAUUUGCCAUGACAUGGCUGAAAAAUGCAACAACUUCCAAAUUAACGAGGAAACUGCACCAAACAAUAAUAUUAGAGCAGCAGCAGCCAUUAUUAGUGCACAUGGAAAUGGACCUCUAUCUCAACAACAACAAGAUAUUCAGUUGCUCCACCGCCUUAAAGACCUUCAAAAACAAGAUUCUCCUGGGCGUAGCGUCAGCCCAGUCAACCCGCCAUCAAAAUCAGCUGAAAACACCAACAGUAACCAGCAGCAAUCACAAGUGCAGCAGCAGCGGGUUACGCCGCAACCGCAACCACCGUCGAUUCACGAACAGAUUGCAUCGCAGUUUUCGCCUACAGGGCCUAAAUCCAAUAACCUGUUUGGAAGCAAUAGCAAUAGCAAUAGCAAUAGAAAUAGCAAUAACAAUAACAAUAGCAGUGGGAACACUACACAAAUCAUGCUCGAUGGUGUUGCUCGCUCGCAGGAUCACCAGCAACAACAAUCGUUUAGCAAUUAUAACGUUAACAAUGUGUCUACAGGUUACACUCCAAAUCCUGUACGAAGCCCUUCUUAUGAAGACUAUGCUCCAUUUAAUCAUUCACGGUACAAAAACACCACAGGCCAGCAAAACAGCUCUAACAACAACGCCAAUUCACCAAUACCACUUUUACCUGUACAACAGCAACAACAACAACAGACUUCAUCUGUUUUGCAAGCGGGUUCCUUGAUGUCAGAAUCAUCACAGAGUCAAUAUGAACAAGGGAAUAACACUAAUUCCAACAGCAAUAGUAGUCUCUUUCUCGGUUCUGGACUAUCACCAUUCUCAAACAACUUUUCAUACAACAACAGCAGCAGCAACAGCAGUGGUGGUAAUAAUAUUUCGAGCGGUAUAAAUGUACAGCAGUCUAGUGCUAUUCCACCAACACCUUCCUUCAUGCAUUUUGGAAUGCUUCCUUCAUCUGUUGCUUCUAACAGUUCUUCAUCAAUGCCCACUGGUACAUCUGCGGCUCAAACCCUCCUUAAUGUUCCUUAUUCUUCUGCAGGGACAGCUUCUGGGACCCCUAACAGCAUGUUAAACACCUUUAAUCAAGACUUGAUUUUCAGCGCCACUUUUAACGACAUGUCGGACUUUGGGUUUAACUUUUCAGAAGACGGGUUUGAAGGAUUGGGAUUUGUUAACCAGUUGGUCGAUAAUUUUGAAGUACAUCAGAUCAAUACACAAAGACAACGUCGUCAAAGUAGAGCGGGACCGAGCAGUGGUAUUGGAUCGAGUAACAACUAA